Purpureocillium lilacinum is the source of this 2733-nucleotide messenger RNA. RefSeq names its product ribonucleotide-diphosphate reductase subunit rnr1. Gene Ontology annotation, molecular function: ribonucleoside-diphosphate reductase activity, thioredoxin disulfide as acceptor; ATP binding. The record is from RefSeq and is a predicted model, not a curated record. Gene Ontology annotation, cellular component: ribonucleoside-diphosphate reductase complex. Gene Ontology annotation, biological process: deoxyribonucleotide biosynthetic process; DNA replication. NCBI's taxonomy places the organism in Eukaryota, Fungi, Ascomycota, Sordariomycetes, Hypocreales, Ophiocordycipitaceae.
AUGUUCGUCAGAAAGCGCGAUGGGCGCCAGGAGCGCGUUCAGUUCGACAAGAUCACUGCUCGCGUCUCCAGACUGUGUUACGGUCUGGACACGGAGCACGUUGACCCUGUUGCCAUUACCCAGAAGGUCAUCUCCGGCGUGUACGGUGGCGUGACGACCGUUCAGCUCGAUGAUCUGGCUGCCGAGACGGCCGCGUACAUGACCGUCACACACCCCGACUAUGCCAUCCUUGCGGCCCGUAUCGCCGUCUCCAACCUCCACAAGCAGACCAAGAAGCAAUGGUCUGCCGUCGUCAGUGACCUGUAUCACUACGUCAACCCCCGCAAUGACAAGGCGUCACCCAUGAUCUCGACAGAGACGUACGAGUGCGUCAUGAGGCACAAGGAGGAGCUCGACUCCGCCAUUGUCUAUGACCGCGACUUCAACUACCAAUACUUUGGUUUCAAGACGCUCGAGCGAUCCUACCUGCUGAAGCUCAACGGCAAGAUUGUUGAGCGCCCGCAGCACAUGAUCAUGCGCGUUGCUGUCGGUAUCUGGGGUGACAACAUCGAGCGCGUCAUUGAGACAUACAACCUCAUGUCCAGCAAAUUCUUCACACAUGCCUCACCAACACUCUUCAAUGCUGGUACUCCCCAGGCACAGCUCUCGUCCUGCUUCCUCGUCGACAUGAAGGAGGACAGUAUCGAGGGCAUUUAUGAUACCCUCAAGACGUGCGCCAUGAUUUCUAAGAUGGCUGGCGGUAUUGGCCUGAACGUGCACCGCAUCCGUGCCACCGGAUCCUACAUUGCCGGCACCAACGGCACCUCCAACGGUGUCAUUCCCAUGCUCCGCGUGUUCAACAACACGGCCAGAUACGUUGAUCAGGGCGGCAACAAGCGCCCCGGCGCCUUUGCCAUUUACCUGGAGCCGUGGCACGCCGACGUGUUUGAGUUCCUUGACCUGCGCAAGAACCACGGCAAGGAGGAGGUCCGUGCUCGUGACCUGUUCCUGGCCCUCUGGAUUCCCGACCUCUUCAUGAAGCGUGUCGAGAAGAACGGCGACUGGACUCUCAUGUGCCCCAAUGAGUGCCCCGGCCUGGCCGACUGCUACGGCGACGAGUUUGAGGCCCUGUACGAGAAGUACGAGCGUGAGGGCAAGGGUCGCAAGACCAUCCGGGCUCAGAAGCUGUGGUACUCCAUCCUGGAGGCCCAGACCGAGACCGGAAACCCCUUCAUGCUGUACAAGGAUGCCUGCAACCGGAAGAGCAACCAGAAGAACCUGGGAACCAUCCGCAGCUCCAACCUGUGCACUGAGAUCAUCGAGUACUCCGCCCCCGACGAGGUCGCCGUGUGCAACCUCGCCUCCCUCGCUCUGCCCGCGUUCGUUGAUUACACGGAGGGCUGCUACGACUUCAAGAAGCUGCACGAGGUCACGCAGGUGGUUGUUCGCAACCUGAACCGCAUCAUCGACGUCAACUACUACCCGGUCCAGGAGGCUCGCAACAGCAACAUGCGCCACAGACCCAUCGGUCUCGGCGUUCAGGGUCUUGCCGAUGCCUUCUUGGCUCUGCGCCUGCCUUUCGAGUCCCCCGAGGCCCGGGAGUUGAACAAGCAGAUCUUUGAGACCAUCUACCAUGCCGCCCUGACGGCGUCGGUGGAGCUGUCGAAGGAGCAGGGCCCCUACUCGACCUUCAAGGGCUCGCCUGCCUCCGAGGGCAUUCUUCAGUUCGACAUGUGGAACGUGAAGCCCUCCGACCUCUGGGAGUGGGACAGCCUUAAGGAGCAGAUCAAGGAGCACGGUAUCCGCAACAGUCUGCUGCUUGCCCCCAUGCCCACGGCCAGCACCUCGCAGAUUCUGGGCAACAACGAGUGCUUCGAGCCCUACACGUCCAACAUCUACCAGCGUCGCGUCUUGGCUGGCGAGUUCCAGGUCGUCAACCCGUGGCUGCUCAAGGACCUUGUCGACAUGGGUCUCUGGUCUGACGCCAUGAAGAACCGCAUCAUUGCGGAGAACGGCUCCAUCCAGAACAUCCCCAACAUCCCGGCCGACAUCAAGACUCUGUACAAGACGGUCUGGGAGAUUUCGCAGCGACAUGUCGUCCAGAUGGCGGCUGACCGUGGCGCUUUCAUCGACCAGUCUCAGUCCCUCAACAUUCACAUGAAGGAUCCCACUAUGGGCAAGAUCACCAGCAUGCACUUCACCGGAUGGAAGCUGGGUCUCAAGACUGGCAUGUACUACCUGCGCACCCAGGCAGCUGCGGCACCCAUUCAGUUCACUGUCGACCAGCAGGCUCUGAAGGUCGCCGACACCAACGUGGGCAAGGAGAGGGUGCUGAAGAAGCGCACGGCUCCUGCGGGAACCAGCUACAUGUCCUCUCCCUCGGCGGUGCCCCGCGCCUCAUACCUGAAGGAGGAGGCGGGCAACUCGCUGAGCUCCAACGGCAUCCCGACGCCUAGCACGACGCCGCCGCCUGCCUUGGCAGCCGAGGGUAAGCCCCGGGUUGUUGCCUCACCGAACAAGCCCUCGACCAUCAAGGCCGAUGUCGAUGAUGGCGACAGCCCCAGGGUGCUGCCCACCGAGCCUUCUGACAAGAUCAACGACGAGGAACUGGUCGAGCCCGGCAAGAAGCCUGCUGGUGCUCAGUCUGAAGACAAGGACGAGGACAGCGAGGAGAGGGAACGCGAUAUCUACUCUGAUGCCGUUGUUGCUUGCAGCAUUGAGAACCCCGAGUCCUGCGUCAUGUGCAGCGGCUAG